Molecule: messenger RNA, 1989 nt
Organism: Microsporum canis CBS 113480
Lineage: Eukaryota; Fungi; Ascomycota; Eurotiomycetes; Onygenales; Arthrodermataceae
Exons: 6
Coding region: 1-1989 (662 amino acids)
Biological process (GO): transmembrane transport; basic amino acid transport
Cellular component (GO): fungal-type vacuole membrane
Molecular function (GO): basic amino acid transmembrane transporter activity
Source: RefSeq, a predicted model, not a curated record
AUGUUCAUAUAUAAAGCGAUCAAGAAACGCCGCGCAGAGAGGCAGUCAAGCGCUGAGCCUGUCGUCGAUUCUGAACAGCAAAAGAAGGAGAAGAAACUGUGCACCCACCGUCAACAGAGCGGUAACCAUAACAUAGCCUCACCAUUGUUAUCGGAAGUAUCAGAGCAGACACACUUUCGCCCGGAGACUGGCUCCGCUGAGCCCAAGCAACUUAAUGCUUCCCUUAAGCUAGCCGACCAAAACCAACAACCUGAAUUUCAGACUACUGGGCCUUGUGAGCUGUGCAAGAAGGAAAAACACGAUGCCCGUGUCUACAGAUGGAAGUUGAUUGCAGGCUUACUACUGCCCUAUUUCCUCGCCUCUGUCGACUUAACCAUUGUUGCCGCUGCUUUGCCUUUUAUUGCAUCUCACUUUAAUAAGCUCGACCAACUGAAUUGGAUCGUGACUGCCUUUACCCUUACCUCGACUGCAUUCAUUCCCGCAUUCGGUCAACUAUCUGAUGUCUUUGGUCGACAUUUCGUCCUACAGUUGGCAAUGUUCCUCAUGCUAAUCGGCAGUGUCCUAUGCGCCGCGGCUCCAUCAUGGGGCGUCCUACUACUCGGUAGAGCACUUCAGGGAACCAGUGCUUCGGGCAUCACAAACUUGAUCCAAAUCAUCUUAGCUGAUAAAGUCAGUUUGAAGGAUAAUGCAAAGAACUCUACCAUCUUUCAGUUUGUUGCAGGGCUUUCCUACAGUGUCGGUCCCAUUAUCGGCGGUUAUCUGACAAACGUAAGGAUCUCUCCGGGCCUUCAAUACCGAAUAUUGGCAGGUGUCUUCUUACUGACUGUCGCAUUCUUUGCACAUUUUAUAAUUUACUUUCUCCUCCGUAACGAACUGGUACAAGGCAGUCAUUUCAUCAAGGGAUCUCGACGGAGCAGCUUUUUACCCGGCUUAGCCACCAUUGAUAUCGGUGGCACUCUUCUAUUCGUUUUCGGUGUCGGUCUCCUCAUUCUCGGAACCGCAUGGGGUGGUGUUACAUAUCCGUGGACUCAUGCAGCUGUUCUUACUCCCCUCGUUAUCGGAUCAAUUCUUUUUAUCCUUUUCUUCGCUUAUGAAUAUCUUCUUGAGCCGGGCCGCAUAGUCGGCCGCUUGCUUCCCCAACAGUCCCCCAUGAUCCCGUCAGACAUCAUCAGGAACCGAGAUACGAUCGUCUUGGCUAUCAUUGAAUUUGCAACUGGUGCUGUCAUGUUUUCUGUCUUCUACUUUAUUUCUAUUUACUUUACGCUUGUCGAAGGCUAUGAAGCUGGCCGUUCCGGCCUUCAACUGCUUUACUAUAUCCCUGGAAUUGGAUUCGGUGUCUACUUUGCCAUGUUUACGUGCAAUGUUUGGCCCGCGCAAACCUUUGUUCCCCUGAGUGCCGGCACUGUUAUUGAAACUAUUGGUAUUGCCCUCCUUACCUGGGCAAUCACAACUCGCAACAUUCCCGUCGUCAGCGGAAUGAUGGCCGUCGCCGGCGCCGGAACUGGAAUGCGCUUCAUGCCGGCCACUCUUCAUGUUGCAGGUAUCUGGCCAGAUAAAAUUGCCCCGGCUAUGUCGAUUAUGAGGUUCUGUCUCCCUUUUGGGGGAACACUUGCCUUGACCAUUAUGGGUAGUGUGUUUAACAAUAAAAUGGCCGAAGUCUUCCGCCCUGGAAGUGGUAGCGGAGGUGUGGAUCUACACAACACCAGCCAGAGCUUGGGGGCUAUUGAUAAAUUGCCACCUGAUAUCCAGAACUACGUUCGCGACUUGGCUAAGACUGCUGUGAUGUGGGCUUUCAUUUCCAUCAUUCCUAUCAUGGCCAUUAGUUUGGUUGCUAUAUUCUUCCUCGGGAACGUCUGGAUCAAAUCCAAAAAGGCUAAAGAGGAAGCUGAAAGAAAAGCUGCUGAAGACGGAAAGGCUGGCGAUGCUAUUGUUAGUAGUGAAGUCAUUCGGAUACCCUUUUUAUGGGCCCUUGUCACGGUGAGUUCCUAA